Cucurbita maxima (winter squash) is the source of this 837-nucleotide messenger RNA. RefSeq lists its product as uncharacterized. The transcript is spliced from 2 exons. Lineage: Eukaryota; Viridiplantae; Streptophyta; Magnoliopsida; Cucurbitales; Cucurbitaceae. Bases 126 to 554 code for a protein of 142 amino acids. The record is from RefSeq and is a predicted model, not a curated record.
ACACCCACCCAGUAACAACCCACGAAUGACAGCGCUAGAAAAAGAGAGAGAGGAGAAAAUUUCGAUCGAUUUACGCGGAUUAGGAUCAGGAUUUGGCGUGCUGCUGAUCUUCGGUUUCGGCAUCAAUGGCGACGGAAAAAUCACCUACGCCGGCAUCGAGAUCAGGCCUGAGAAAGCCAGUCUUCGUUAAGGUCGAACAGCUCAAUCCUGGCACUAAUGGCCACACACUCAUCGUCAAGGUCGUUAGCUCCAAUACCGUGUUGCAGAAAGGUCGAUCGGUGUCACAGCACCUUCGACAGACGCGGAUCGCUGAGUGCCUUAUUGGAGACGAAACUGGAACCAUUUUGUUCACUGCGCUUAAUGAUCAGGUUGAUCAAGUAAAACCUGGGACAACUAUCAUUCUUCGAAAUGCAAAGAUCAACAUGUUCAAAGGGUCCAUGAGGCUCGCAGUCGAUAAAUGGGGCCGCAUCGAGGUCGUCGAGCCCAAAAAUUUCGUCGUCAAGGAAGACAAUAACCUAUCUUUAGUUGAGUAUGAACUUGUGAAUGUUGCAUGAACUUGUGAAUGUUGCAGAGGAAUGAGAAGAAUAAGGCAACUUUAUGUAUAUAAUCAAUGGACAUUAAUAUAAUGUUGCUGAUGUGAAUAUAUAUAUAGAACAUCGCUAUAUUAUAGUUUUGUAUGGGUGAACGAACUGCCCCUUAAGCUCACACACAGUUUUCAAUCUGCUGGGCAUGUAUAUUGUAUAUUCUCUGGUCGUUCUUAUCCAACCUGGUUUGUUUAUCUUAAAACUUCCCGGAUCUGUUUGAUAUUUUUGAAAUUUAAAGAACCUUAUAGCUCAA